This is a messenger RNA of Corythoichthys intestinalis (scribbled pipefish), 1661 nucleotides long. RefSeq names its product mitochondrial antiviral signaling protein (gene mavs). The transcript is spliced from 5 exons. Bases 148 to 1245 code for a protein of 365 amino acids. Lineage: Eukaryota; Metazoa; Chordata; Actinopteri; Syngnathiformes; Syngnathidae. The record is from RefSeq and is a predicted model, not a curated record.
CCAGAUAAGCCGUCGGCUCAGUGUUUAGCCAUCUAGCGUCCUAUACGCGCUAUCUACGCAGAGGCGCGUCCCGUCCAGUCGUCCUCGGAGGCUUUACUGCGGGAUUUGACUCCCCGAGUGAGCAACAGCUGUCCUCGCACGCCAAAGAUGUCAUACGCCGGUGACAGGCUGUACGACGGCUACCUGCGCACCAACAUGCCCACCAUCGUCAGUACGGUCAAAGCGCGAGAGAUCGUCGUACACUUGCCCUGCCUGACCGCCCACGACCGGGAGUGCAUCGAGGCCAAGCGGGAGACGUGCGGCAACUUUGAUGCCAUGGUCCUGCUGCUUGACUGCCUGAAGAGGCGCCAAAGCUGGCCCGACCAUUUUAUCCGAGCUCUGGAGAACUGCGAGCAUGGCGCCAUUGCCGCCGACGUCCGCGCCGAGUACGCCAGGCUCGUUGCCGCCGAACCUCGCCCUUCCAGCGCUAGCGCGGUAGAAGCAAACAUCCGGGCGGCGCUGCCGACCGUCCCCGAGAGCCGGGCCGCCGCUUCUUCGCCGACUGACCCGGAAGACCAAACUCCCGCCUCCCAAACACCCUCGCCGGAUCAGGAUCGCCCGGAACCGGAGGAAAACUCUGACGUCCCGGAUAGUCCGGCGAUACCCGAAGAACUUUCGCCAGACCGUCGGGCGUCGUCCGAGUCGGCGGAAGUGUGCGAUUCGGCCGCCUCUGAAAGUUCGGGGGAGAGUCUCGCGGGAUCGGAUGACGGCGAGGCGCCAUCUGCAGCCGAGAAGUCUCCCGUGCAGGAAACGGCCCCGCCCACAGAGGAAGUCGCCACCACUACCGCUAGCUCGGCGACUAAAGAUGAUCCAGAAGUUCAGACGGCGGUGGAGAAGCACGGAUCUACAGGAAGCUCGUCGGCGAGCCCCGUUAGGCCCGAAACGCCCGAUUCUCCGUGCCUGAGCGCGCCCCUUCCCCUCGUCAGCGUCCGGCCAAGGGACCGUCCGGCCUCGCCGGAGUCCGAUCCGCCGUACUCGGGCGACUCUGAACGUCUGGAAAUCAGCACAGACGAGGCGCAGGUCGACGAGGGCCGCGUCUCGUCGCUUCCGGACCUGGACGGCCAAUGCGCACUCAAUGGUGGCGCCGCCCCCGCCGAGGAGCGGCCGGCCCCCGCCGGUAAACCGCGCGCCGACGUCAAAUACGUGGCCACGGCAGUGGGAGUGGCCGCCUGCGCGCUCUUGCUGGCGUGGAAGUUCAAACAUUGAGUGGAAAAACAGACAAGAAGAGGCUUUGUUUUCCCAGCUUUUUAAAUCACCGCUCGACAUUAGGGCCGCCGCCAACGAUGAUUUUCUUAGUUGAUGAUUAUUUUUAAAUAUGUUGACGGCAAUAAACGACCAGUCUGUGUGAAAUUUCAAAUAUGUACAGUUAUUUAAUUAAAUCAUAAUGAUCACAUUUUGAAAUAGCGAACACAUUUUAUCAAAGACCAAAUAUUUUAUAUUGUGCGACUGCGUUAAUGGUACUAAUUAAGUGUACAAAUAUAUGGAGGCAUUUUCUUGUAAAUAGUAUGUAUAUAGUAAGAUAAUAAAUUGUGAACAAAACAGUUCUUGUUUGUUUUCAUGCCUUAAUUUUUCCUAAAAAGAAAGUGACGUGAGAAACAUGUCAUUGAAAUAAGACACUGCUG